AAAAUUCGCAAUCAUCACAUCCACCGUGGAGGUUGCCAUACAACAUGUCCACAAAAAAAGAGUUCUCUGAUCUCCACAUUAUUCCUCUUGAGGAUCUGGAAAAACUACUGAAGACAAACACCAAAACCGGACUAAGUACUGCUGAUGCCUUGGAAAAAUUGAAAACCAACGGAAAAAACGUUCUGACGCCACCAAAGAAGACACCGGAAUGGGUUAAGUUCAUGAAAACUAUGUUCACGGGAUUUGCAGCCUUGCUCUGGAUUGCAGGGAUUCUAUGCUUUAUUGCCUAUAUCGUGGAGAGUAGUGAGAACCCGGAUGAUGUAAGCCCUGACAAUUUAUACAUCGGAUGUGCCUUGGUUGUUGUUGUUGCAAUUUCAGGAAUUUUCACUUACAUGCAAGAAAGGCAAUCUGGAAAGAUCAUGGAAAGUUUUAGUAAAAUGGUUCCUCCGUUGGCCAAUGUUCUUAGGGAUGGCAAAGUAACAGCUAUAGAAGCUUGUGACAUUGUACUUGGAGAUGUAGUGGAAAUUCGUGGAGGGGAUAAGGUUCCUGCUGACCUGAGAAUUUUUGAAUCUAAUGCUGUGAAGGUUGAUAACUCAAGUCUGACUGGAGAAAGUAUUGCAGUUAGUCUGAAACCGGACCUUUCAGAAAAGAACCGUAUGGAAUCCAGAAAUGUAGCCUUUUUCUCUACCAAUGUAAUGGAAGGUUCUGGUAAAGGAAUUGUCAUCGAAACUGGAGACAACACUGCUAUAGGAUCAAUAGCGAAAAUGGUGUCUGGUCUAGGCCAACGUAAAACCCCAAUCAGCAGAGAGUUGGAUAGUUUUAUCAAGACUAUUACAAGCAUAGCUGUCAUUUUAGGUGUUGUAUUCUUUAUAGUAGCAGUGUGUCUAGGUACAGAACUAAUCAAAGCUGUUAUAUUUCUUAUUGGUAUAAUAGUUGCCAAUGUCCCUGAAGGUCUCCUAGUUACAGUAACUGUAACCCUAACACUCACUGCUAAGCGUAUGGCUACAAAAAACUGUUUGGUCAAAAACUUGGAAGCUGUUGAGACACUUGGUUCCACCAGUGUGAUAUGUACUGAUAAAACAGGAACCUUGACCCAGAAUAAGAUGACAGUGGCACAUUUCUGGAUUAGUAACAAAACAAUAGCUUUAGACACGGGAGAGAAUAGUUACGGUACAAGCUUCAAUAAACAGACUGAUGGUUGGGCGGAGCUUUCACGAAUUGCAUGUCUUUGCUCUGCAGCAGAAUUUCUUGAAUCUGAUCAAGAAAAUCCACUUCUCCAAAAAAUGAAGGGAGAUGCUUCUGAGCAAGGAAUUUUGAGGUGUUAUGAGUCUAUUAUGAGUAACUCCUCUGCUGUUAGAGAAGCUAAUCCAAAAGUUGUUGAGAUUCCAUUCAAUUCCAGCAAUAAAUAUCAGGUUUCAGUUCACGAUGUGGAUAGAAGUGGAAAAUAUCUUCUUGUUAUGAAAGGAGCUCCAGAAAUAAUUUUCAAAAAAUGUAAAACAAUUCUGAUUAACGGAGAAGAUUUGGAAAUAGAUGAAAAGAUUUCUAAUGACUUCCAGAAAGCCUAUAUGGACCUAGGAGAGCAGGGAGAACGUGUUCUUGGGUUUUGUGAUCUAACCCUGAACCCACAAGAAUUUCCUUCCGGCUUCGAGUUUGACGUAGAAGAUGAACCAAACUUUCCACUUUCUGAUUUAAGAUUUGUUGGUUUGAUGAGCAUGAUUGAUCCUCCUAAGAGCAGUGUUCCUGAUGCAGUGGCCAAAUGUAGAUCAGCAGGGAUCAAGGUUAUCAUGGUUACAGGAGACCAUCCUAUUACUGCAGCAGCUAUUGCUAGACAGGUUGGAAUUAUCUCUGAAGAAUCCACUAACUUGAUUUACACAGACAAAACAGAUCCAAAUGAUGUUGUUGAGAAGAAUGUUGCAGCAGUUGUUCCUGGAGGUGUGUUGCUAGAUAUGGAAGAGUCUACCCUUCUCUCAUUGAUUGAACACCAUUGGGAGAUUGUGUUUGCUAGAACCAGUCCAGAGCAGAAACUUAGAAUAGUUUCAGCUUUCCAAACAACAGGAGCCAUUGUUGCUGUAACUGGGGAUGGAGUGAAUGAUUCCCCUGCAUUGAAAAAAGGAGAUAUUGGCGUGGCAAUGGGAAUAUCAGGUUCUGAAGUAUCAAAGGAAGCAGCAGAUAUGAUACUAUUGGACGAUAACUUUGCAACUAUUGUGACUGGUGUAGAGGAAGGAAGAUUGAUAUUCGAUAAUCUCAAGAAAUCUAUUGUGUACACACUUACAAGCAAUAUACCGGAGAUUCUUCCAUUCUUGUGCUGGGUCAUAUUUAGUAUCCCCCUCCCUCUAUCUACGGUUUGCAUACUUCUUAUUGAUCUUGGUACAGAUAUGUUUCCAGCUAUAUCCUUAGCCUACGAGAAAGCAGAAAGUGAUAUAAUGCAAAGAAAACCAAGAAAUGCUAACACUGACAGAUUGGUGAAUGGACGACUAAUAUUCUUGGCAUAUGGUAUUAUCGGAUUUAUUCAAGCUGCAGCAGGAUUAUUUAUCUAUUUUGUCGUCAUGGCAGAGCACGGUUGGUUACCGUCUCGCCUUCUUUAUAUUCGAGCUGAAUGGGAUAACCCUGAUAUCAAUGGGCUUGCUGACAGUUUCGGACAGGAGUGGAGCUAUGGACAAAGAAAAACUCUAGAAAGUACUUCUCAAACAGCAUUCUUCCUUGCAAUUGUUCAGGUUCAAUGGACUGAUUUGAUUAUCAGUAAGACCAGGAAGGUUUCUAUUUUGACACAAAAAAUGAAUAACUGGAUUCUCAACUCUUCUAUUGUGUUUGAAACAGUACUAGCUAUAAUCCUGAUCUAUACUCCUGUUGUACCUCAGUAUGUUGGACUGUAUCCUUUGAAUCCAACAUGGUGGAUUCCUGCACUUCCUUUCAGUCUUUUUAUUCUUAUAAUUGAUGAAACAAGAAGAUAUAUACUUAGAUCACCUCCCAGCCCUUUACAGAGAUUUAUUACUAAAGAAACUUAUUAUUAAAUAUUCGACCUCUACAAGAAUACUUAUCUAAUCUUUGUGUUUUAUAUAUGAUAAUUUUUAAUUGUAAGUUCUGAGAUGUUUGCUCAAUAAAAUUAGUUUCUAGUUA
Messenger RNA from Eurytemora carolleeae, 3117 nucleotides. Its product is annotated as sodium/potassium-transporting ATPase subunit alpha-B. NCBI's taxonomy places the organism in Eukaryota, Metazoa, Arthropoda, Copepoda, Calanoida, Temoridae. Gene Ontology annotation, cellular component: membrane. The coding region runs from base 45 to 3011 and encodes 988 amino acids. The record is from RefSeq and is a predicted model, not a curated record. The transcript has 5 exons. Gene Ontology annotation, biological process: potassium ion import across plasma membrane; intracellular potassium ion homeostasis; sodium ion export across plasma membrane. Gene Ontology annotation, molecular function: ATP binding; P-type sodium:potassium-exchanging transporter activity; ATP hydrolysis activity.